Colletotrichum tamarilloi is the source of this 921-nucleotide messenger RNA. RefSeq names its product ubiquitin domain-containing protein. The record is from RefSeq and is a predicted model, not a curated record. Lineage: Eukaryota; Fungi; Ascomycota; Sordariomycetes; Glomerellales; Glomerellaceae. Gene Ontology annotation, molecular function: protein binding. The coding region runs from base 1 to 921 and encodes 306 amino acids. The transcript has 3 exons.
AUGGGCUGCUGUCUCUCCCGUCCCCAGGGCUCUAAAGCCCCCUACCCGGGUCCGACCAACACGGGCUCCGCGAGAGCUAUCAACUCUGCGCCCGCCUCCGUUCAUCGCGAUGAUGACUCUCCUGCCGAAACAACACAGACCUCCUCCGGUCGCCGUCGGGGCCGCCACUCCAGUAUGCCUCUCGACAAGCACAUCAACAAGCCUCUGCGCCGCCACGUCUGGACUUCUAAGGGUCGCGCCUGGACCCGUGUCGCAAUAGACCGCGAGCGAAGAGACUUCUUUGACACCCGCGUUACUGGCCGCCCAGAAGUCUGGCAGUCUUUGCGCGCAGCCCUCGAGGUUAUCUGGGACCCCGUCAGCCAGGGUGCCGCUGACGACGGCACCGAUGGUCUUGCGACAGCGCAAGGCAUUCUUAAUGCGGCAGAGAUCACUCUUCCCACAGGUGAUCUUGCUCAGGGUGCAUACGAUCAACUGGGCAACUACUAUCCCCUGUCUGAGUGGCUUGUCGCCGAUCCCACGAAUUUGGUAGAGGACGAUGCCACGAUUGAUGGCGCCGACGAAGCGCUCUCUACUAGAGACCUCAAGGACGAUCUUGCGGGAGGAGAGGAGACUACGGAGGAGCUGGACGAGGACGACAACGUCCGCCGGAGAGAAGAGAAGGGUAAGGCCGUCGUCGACGCCCGGGACCAGCUCUCCGUUCUAGCCCGCCUGAGCGAGACUGCGCGCGAUGUCACUGUCAGCUUCGUCAAGAGCGAUAGCGUCAGAACUGUUGCUCGUAAGAUCCAGGAGCAGUCAGGACUCGCUAGCACCAAAAAGAUUCGCAUCGCCUAUAUGGGCAAGAUCCUUAAGGACAAUCUCUCCCUCGCUGAACAGGGCUGGGCAGAGGGUCAUGUGGUCAACGCCCUCGUUUUCGACAGAUAG